GUGGGUUGCAACAUCAGUUUAAUUCAAGGCAAUUUCCAUAAAUUUAUGUUUUUUUAAGUUACUGUGUGUUUUUAUGUGUUUUAUUUACAUUUAUUAUUUAAAAAGUUAAAUAUAGUUUGCGACAUUCCGGCCAGGACUCGAUAUGUCGUCCAGUAAUACUACGGCAUCUAAAUUACAAAAAUCUUCCCCCUCUGCCAGCAAUUCACAAAGUUUACCCCGUUUGACCACUAAUUGUGCGGGUUGCCUCAAUGAGUUGUUAACGUCUAGCGAAGAGGAAUGUGUUGUAGCUUUGGGCCAAGAAUGGCAUGCCGAUUGCUUUCGCUGUUCGGUGUGCGAUCAUCAUUUGCACAAUUGGUAUUUCGAAAAGGAUGGUUUGCUCUUCUGCCGCGACGACUAUUACCAGCGUUUCGGUGAGGCUUGCCAACAGUGUAGUGAUGUUAUUUCGGGGCCCGUUAUGGUGGCGGGAGAUCAUAAAUUUCAUCCCGAAUGUUUUGGUUGCACACAAUGCUCUUCAUUUAUUGGCUAUGGUGAGGCAUUUGCUUUAUUGGAACGUUCUAAGUUGUAUUGCGAUGUCUGCUAUAGGAAACUGUUAAAUACAGAAACAAGUUCUGUAGAUGGCAUUAUUAAGCCAUUACAUUCUAUACGUUUGGUGGAAAUACCCAAGGAUAUUACCACUAGUUUAAGAUUAUCGGUGGAUAAUAUUGAUGGCGCCCCGCGUAAUGCCACCGCUGGUCAUCAUUUGAGCGGCGACAAUUGGAAUUCGUAUUUGUAUAAUAAUGCCUCUUCAUCGUCCUCAUCACAUUUAGAUUAUAUGAGUGGCAAGGGCCUGUUGGCCGGCAGCUCAAGUGAUUUGUGUCCAGCUAUACGUAUAUCUGAAUUCAUUUGUAGAGUGUAUGGACGUGUUGGCAAAUACGUUUUCUCCCUAAUAACCUCGAUAAUCGAUCAGUGUUGUGGUUCUUAUAGAAUUGAUGUUAAUCUUACUAACCUUCAUGUGGGCGAUCGUAUAUUGGAAGUGAAUGGCACACCGAUUAGUGAUAAUUCCAUAGAACAAAUUGAUAAAAUGAUUAGAAGCACCGAAAUACUACAGCUGACAGUGGAACACGAUCCCAUACAAGUGUGUCGCAGUUGCAGUCAUGUGGAUAUUAAAAAAGUAACCAGUGAAGUGUCGCUGCCUUUGGCCACCUCGGCCUCCAGUGUGGAGGUAUUUGGCAGAACCUAUGACAGUGGUGGCAGUUGUACUACCACCACCAACACCAGCCCUACCCAGCCCAAGGAUGGCUCGCCCACACGUUUAACCAAACAGGACAAGGAACGCAUAUACAAGCGCAAUGAUGAAGGUUACAUAAGUGGCACCAAGACUCGACAAUUAAGAAAAUCCAAAAAUCUCAAUAUGAUAGCCGAUCAGGAACGGGCCAGCAAAAACGCCUGCAUUAACAAUAAUAACAACAGCCACGAUAAGAACAAUUCCACCUCCAAGUCAUUUAGAGGCAAAGAAAGAUGUUCCAGCAUGUCGAAACUAAUGGGAGACCAGCAUACAGCUCAAACCGAUCGUAUGUACGACUUAACGCGCACCACUUCUUUCCGUGUAGAACAAAAACCCCCACGGGUAUUUCGCCCUCACGAUCUUGUUAUAGGUGAGCUCUUGGGUAAAGGCUUCUUUGGCCAGGUCUUCAAGGUUACCCAUCGCCUUACCAAGGAGGUAAUGGUGUUAAAGGAACUGCAUCGUGUGGAGGAAACUGCCCAGCUGAAUUUCCUUAAAGAAGUGGCCGUUCUAAAGUCGUUGCAUCAUAAAAAUGUGUUAAAAUUCAUAGGGGUCUUGUACAAAGAGAAACGUUUGCAUUUGGUCACCGAAUAUGUGGCUGGUGGUUCUCUCAAAGAACUACUGCAUGACUCUGGUUUGCCACUCACCUGGCCCGAACGUAUAUCCUUUGCCAAGGAUAUUGCCUGUGGCAUGAGCUAUUUACAUUCGAAAAAUAUCAUACAUCGCGAUUUGAAUUCUUUGAAUUGUUUGGUCAAAGAAGAUAAGACCAUAAUAGUGGCUGAUUUUGGUUUGGCCAGAAUAAUAAAUACCUCCUUAAGCAGCAGAUGUAGUGAGAAAUGGAAUUCGGCGGAAAGAUCUAAUUCCCGGGAAGGUACAGGCAGUGCAAAUCAGGAGCAAACGGAAGGUGUUAGUAAUAACAAUAAUAAUAAUAAUAAUAAUGGCACCUUGGGACGCAGCAAAAGUAGACAGCGUAGACAACGUUAUACCGUGGUGGGUAAUCCCUAUUGGAUGGCUCCCGAAAUGAUGAAGGGUUUUAUUUAUGAUGAAAAGGUCGAUAUAUUUUCGUUUGGCAUAAUGUUGUGUGAGAUUAUUGGUCGCGUGCAAGCCGAUCCUGAUUUUCUGCCACGUACCCAUGAUUUUGGCUUAAAUCAAAAAGUAUUUCGCGAAAAGUUUUGCUAUCAAUGUCCGGAGCCAUUUUAUAAAAUUGCUUUUUUGUGCUGUGAUUUAAAUCCGGAUAGAAGGCCCUCCUUUGAAAUCUUGGAAGUUUGGCUGGAUAGCUUACAAACGCACAUUGCUUCCAAUCAACCAGUACCUCAGGAAUUGCUGUACGACAUUGAGAACUAUCAGGGCGGCAGCAUCAGUUCAACGCCAGUUGAUAUUUUAACACCCAAAUCCAAUCUAAGUCGUGAUAACUUAGACGAACUGGGCAAUUCAAGUCAUUCACUGAUCCUAGCCGGUAUUACAAAUAUUGAAGAGAAGGAGGCAGUGGAUGAACAGCCUGAACAAACAGAGGAAAAAGUAGAAUCAUAUUCCCUACCAGAUGGCAUACCAAAAUCACCACAUUUGGGUAAAGAUUUUUCGCCCUCUGGCGAACGCAUACACAAUAGCAUGCGAGCCAGGAGAAGACAAAGAUUUUUGCAGGCUCAAAAUGCCAGCAGUCAACAAAAUGAAGAUGAUCGUACGGAUCAGGUAUUAAAUGCGGUAAAGGAUAGUCUGCAACAGGACACCGCACGCACGAGUCGCCGCAAAGUGGACAGAGGUUUUGUGUUGGAUAUUAGUCGUAGCGGUGUCUUGAACAUUAAUAAUGUUAGGGAUCUUAAUAAUUUGUCUGAUUUCGAUUCGAGUUGUGAUACCAGUCUCAAUUAUCAUGAAGUCAAUACCAUGGAAGAGGCCAAUACAAAUGAUGUUAACACAAACACUACAGACCCAAAAGACAGCUGUUUAAACACCAUACAAGAAUCAGAUGAUCAUGUGGAUGGUGGACGUAAUAAAAACGCUACACUAAAUCAUUCGACACCUUCCAUUAACAUUACCGCACACGAAGAAGAAGAAGACACCCAACAAGCCCUCGACUCGUUACACAAUGUCAAACGUAAUCUUGCCGAAAAAUCGUACAAAAGUGCCCUCGAUGAUAUACGCACAAGACUGAAUUUAUGCAAAACAAAAUUCGACACCAUAGAAGAGGCCAAUCGUAAAAACUACAAUCAAUCUCAGAACUCAAUGAAAUCAUUUUUCAAAGUACAAAGCACCGAUGAUGUAUAUAAAGCACCGCCCGAUACCUACAAAAUGUUUGGUACUCUCAAAUCUACAAAUACCUCAGCGAACGACAAGGACGACGUGAAGAAAACCUAUCGGGUCAAUCAGACACCCGUAUUUGGUCGCAAGUCACAGGCAGCCGUCACAGAAAUCUAUAAACCUCAUUCCGAUUCAUUGGAGAACUUGGAUAAAAUCGGUUUGUCUGUGGUAAAUAGUAAAACGGAUAAAAAAGAUUUUCUAAGUCCGCCCAAGAGAGCUAAACUGCCAAAGGAAAGAACUUUUAAGAGCUAUAUAACUUCUUUGGAAGUGACACCCACGGAGACGACAGUAGAACAAUUGCCUACGAAAAAGGAGAAUAGCAGCAGCAGUGGCAAAAUGAAAGUUAGCUCAAAUUUGUUGGGUCUAAGGAAGACUUUGAAUUUUAACUCACCCAGCAGAAAUGAAGAAACGAAAUCAUUUAGUCGCCGCACAUUAUCACCCACCAAAUCGAGUGAAGCUAAACGGGUGGUUAAGCAGGAAACACCAACAACUUCACGUCUACGCAGCGUUGCAACUUCACCAACCAAACCUCUCAACUCACCCUCAUCCAACAGCACCCGCCUGACAAUAUUAAGUCCCGAAAAGAUCCAUCGUCUAAAUGCCAAAUUAAAUGAUCAGAAGAAAUCAACAAAAACACCCGCCGCCACAGCUAACACUUCAAAAACAAACACUAAUGAUAUUAAAAAUCUACAAAAUUCUCCCACAAACAAUACAACAAGCCAUUCCAUUAGAGGAACCACAGAGAAUGAACGAACCAAACGAAAUGCAACAUCAAGAUCCCAAUUUUAUACUAGAUAUUAAGAAAGACAACAAAAAAACACAUUCCCUCCCUAACAAGAAUCUCAUUUUUCGAAAAAAAAAAAAAAUAUAAACGAACGAUUACGAAUGUAAACAAAUAUUAACGAUUUGAAAAAGUUACCCCUUAAAAAUUUGCUCAAAAGUUACCAACAAAUUUGUAUUAUAAUAAAUAAAUAAAUAAAUUAACUAAAGAAACAAUUUAUACGUUUCAAGUGCCUGAGAAAUACAUCAUUUAGCAAUAAAUCAUAUUUAACAAUUCUUAUUAUACACAAAAACAAAUAUAUACUUAUACUAUAAUAUUUCUCUCUGCGGACCCCAGUUAAUUACAAACAAAAAAGAAACAUAUUUUUAUACAAUGUUGUAGUGCCAUUAAUUUAAAAGCUUAAUUAAGUUAAUUUAAAAUUAUUUUAUUUCUUAUUAAGUUUAAAGAAAGAAAAAAUAACAAGAUUUAACAGUAUUUUCUUUUGUUCUAUUAAAGGAUUUAUUGUCCUUCUAUAAUUUUUUUUAUUAAUAACUAAUUUGCUCAUGUUUCCAGAAAAGACAACCUCAAAAAAAAAGACAAAAUUUUAAUUUCUCUAAUUAUUUACUACAUCUUCUUCUGUUUGUUUUGGUUUAAUAAUAACUUCUUUUUCAUUUUGAUUUAAACUAAAACUAGUAUUAACUGUUUAAAUAAUAUGAUGUCUGUAAGUUGAAAGAAAACUGUAACUCUUAAUUAAUUGUUAUCUUGUGUUUUAAGUCUUGUUUGGAUAUUAAGAAAAAUGUUUAAAGUAUUUAUAAAUAAAUAACACUUGUAUUUUUAUGCAGACAACUUUUUUUAUACAUAAAUAUUUAUACAUACAUACAAUUAAUUUGUUUUUAAGUCAUGACAAACAACCAGAAAAUUGCGUAUAAUAUUAAUAAUAUACCUAUCUACUCGUAAUAAAACUAAACAGCAGAAAAUUGUUCUUUAGAAAAACGCGCAAAGAAAUAA
This is a messenger RNA of Calliphora vicina (urban bluebottle blowfly), 5324 nucleotides long. RefSeq names its product LIM domain kinase 1 (gene LIMK1). The transcript has 7 exons. The coding region runs from base 143 to 4357 and encodes 1404 amino acids. Gene Ontology annotation, biological process: protein phosphorylation; actin cytoskeleton organization. Gene Ontology annotation, molecular function: protein serine/threonine kinase activity; protein binding; ATP binding. Gene Ontology annotation, cellular component: cytoplasm; nucleus. NCBI's taxonomy places the organism in Eukaryota, Metazoa, Arthropoda, Insecta, Diptera, Calliphoridae. The record is from RefSeq and is a predicted model, not a curated record.